Styela clava is the source of this 1223-nucleotide messenger RNA. RefSeq lists its product as uncharacterized. The record is from RefSeq and is a predicted model, not a curated record. Lineage: Eukaryota; Metazoa; Chordata; Ascidiacea; Stolidobranchia; Styelidae.
UUUAAUACUAACUACCUCUAAUUUUAAAGUAACAUAGUUAAUAUAUUGUGACAUGGGUUGCCCUUGUUCUAAGUUUUCAUCAGAGGAUGAAGAUGGCGAAGAAGUUAUUGAGGUAAGUAAAUUAGCUGAGGAUGAUGUGACGGAAUUGAAUGUUUUGGCAGAUGAAGGAAUUCGUGAUCACGUCAUGGUCAUUGAUAUGGAAAUGGUGAAAGAAAUGAUUGAGCAGGUGAUUGAGGAUGCAAGGAAGGUGUUAAAGACAGAGGCAGACCAAAUGAGAGAUAGAUUAGAAGACAAAGACAGCAGCGCGGAAAUGGACACAAAAGAAGAUCUGGAAAUACACCGUAGAGUGCAAUCUACUAUGUGUUCUGACGAAGAAGACGCAAAGAAGAUUGGGAUCAGUUGGUCAGACGCGAUUCGCCAGCAGUCGUGGAAGAUCAACGGAGGACGUUUGUUUUCGGAAACAUCUGUUUUUGAUUCAGAAGAUUCGUCGUGGACAUUGGAAAUUAAAGAAAAGCUCGCAUGCCUACGCACUCAGGAUACAAUAUGUCAUCGGAAAUAUUUGGUGAAUGGCAAUAUCUUUUACGUUGACAUGGAAAAGAGAUUGGAUUCAUUAAGAAGAAAGACCAUACACGAGCCAAGAGGAAAAGGGAGAAUCCUACAAUAUCAACGAAGAUCUUACAUCGACGAGGACUUGAGCAACGAAGACUAUUUUUAGUUAUUAGCAAUAUUUUAUUCAAUUAUUUCAUUCAUCUAUUCUGUUUCAAUUUUAUUAUUUCUGGUGUAUAUUUGUUUCCAUUUUUAUUCAGAAAUGUCGCCGUGUAUUUCAUUCGGUCAAAUGUAAAAAUAUAAUUUAGAUAUGUUACCAUAAAAAUUCCCGAUACAGAAGCCCAUAUUGCGUUAUUUAGCAUAUUUCAAUAAUCUAUAACCAGAUAAAUAUACGACGUUAAGUACGUUGGUAAACUCAAAUUUAAGAAUUAAUGUUCGUACGAAAUUUAAUAAACUGCUGGUAGUUACUCAUAUAUUCUAUGUUUAUUUAUUCAUAUAAUUUUUAUGCGUUUAUUGACUGAGUGCAAUGCAUGCUACAUUUUUGAAUCGUUUUACAUUUGAACUCCGCAUAGAGUGCUUUACAAAUAAAAAAAGUUUUAAAACAUGUAUCGCCAAUUGGUAUUUUUUUUUAAUAAAACGUUCAAAUGAUUUUAAUCGCGUUCAAAUAUGUUGCGUGA